UUGUGAAGGCCUUUGCCGGAAAUGCUUAGUGUUUCCUCACUGUCGUUUCUUCCUGUUUGUGUUUCGUGCGAUAUCGUCCCACAUUGCUGUGAAAGUUUUCUGUGUUCUCUGUAGAAAGGUGACGAGACACACGGGAACUGUUGCUGGAAAAAUGUGACCGUUUUUGUUGAAAGGAUGAGCGAUUGUCGCGCGGACACCGUCGGUGGGGAUAACUGGCGGAGACGUACAAGGAGUGCGCGAGCGUGCUGCAGACAAACCACCGAAGCGGGAGUUGACGAGUCCAGCGUGCUUCGGUGUCUGAACGUGGGAAACACGGAAGAGGACCAUGACAUGGAGGAGGACACCAGCCUCUUCAAGCAGGACGGUCUGGAGCAGAAGGUCAUGGCGCCCCGCUAUAGUCUGCUGCGGGAGGUGGGAAGGGGAACGUACGGCGUGGUGUACGAAGCUCUGGCCCGGAGAUCGGGUGCUAAAGUUGCUGUAAAGAAACUGCGGUGCGACGCGCCGGAAAACGUGGAGCUCGCCCUGCAGGAGUUCUGGGCGCUAGCAAGUCUAGAAAAAAGGCAUCAAAAUGUUGUUCAUCUAGAGGAGUGCGUGCUGCAGAGGAACGGUAUGGCACAGAAAAUGAGUCAUGGAAACAAACUGUCCAAGCAGUACCUGCGCCUGGUGGAGACAUCAUUAAAAGGUGAGAGAGUGCUUGGCCCCCCAGAGGAACCUUGUUACCUGUGGUUCGUCAUGGAGUUCUGCGAAGGAGGAGACCUCAACCAGUUCAUCUUAUCUCGGCGACCCAACCCACGAACAAACAGCAGCUUCAUGCUCCAACUAACAAGUGCUGUUGCUUUCCUGCACGAAAACAAUAUUGUUCAUCGAGAUCUCAAACCUGACAACAUCCUAAUUUCAGAGAAAUCAGGGACUCCAGUUCUGAAGGUAGCAGACUUUGGCUUGAGUAAAGUUUGCGCUGGUUUAGGAAACACCAGUGAGGGAAAAGACUGUGAAGACAAGAACAAAAACGUCAACCUCAACAAGUUUUGGUUGUCGUCUGCUUGUGGCUCAGACUUCUAUAUGGCUCCUGAGGUGUGGGAGGGCCACUACACAGCCAAGGCUGACAUAUUUGCCCUGGGCAUCAUCAUCUGGGCCAUGCUGGAGAGAAUUACUUUUAUUGAUUCUGAGUCUAAGAGGGAGCUAUUGGGUACCUAUGUGCGACAGGGAGGUGACAUUAUGCCUGUUGGUGAGGCACUUCUCGAGAAUCCAAAGAUGGUACUGAGCAUCCCACAGAAACGCAGGUCAUGUAUGUCAGAUGGAGUGAAAAAGCUGCUUCAGGACAUGCUCGCUGUCAACCCUCAGGACCGACCAGAUGCUUUUGAGCUGCAAGCCAGAAUGGACCAAGUUAUGUGUACUACAUGACCCUCAGCCAUACUGUUCUACAGAUGUGUGUUGCUGUCCAAAGCUGGUGCGUCUGCCUUCAUUCAACCUGAAGACUGUGAAGAUAAAGAAGUAAAGAGCAGUUUCUCCUGUAAUGUAGAUGGGAUCAUAAUUCUUUUGCUUGUUAGAUUAAAUUCAUUUGCCAGUGCUACUGAUAAAUGAUUUGUUUCAUCUUCACGAUGGGAAUAGAUGGAACGGAUAAAAGAGAUGCAGCAACAUUUUUCAUUUCACACUUGACUUGAAAUGGCGACACUUUGGUCGCCAGCCUGGAACUCUGAUGAUAUUUAAUGAAAACACUGUGAUGUAAGAUAAAAACUGCUGCUGGAAAAUUUUCACUUGAUGCGGUGGAGCGUGUGUGUGAAUUUUUUCGUUUUGUUUU
Messenger RNA from Pundamilia nyererei, 1798 nucleotides. RefSeq names its product serine/threonine-protein kinase 35-like. Gene Ontology annotation, molecular function: protein kinase activity; ATP binding. Gene Ontology annotation, biological process: negative regulation of G2/MI transition of meiotic cell cycle; protein phosphorylation. Gene Ontology annotation, cellular component: cytoplasm; nucleus. The record is from RefSeq and is a predicted model, not a curated record. NCBI's taxonomy places the organism in Eukaryota, Metazoa, Chordata, Actinopteri, Cichliformes, Cichlidae. The coding region runs from base 175 to 1401 and encodes 408 amino acids. The transcript is spliced from 3 exons.